UGUCUUGAUUUCUCAUUUGUUUUUGCAAUCUUAGUGAAUGUGAAAUGGGGAAAGGAGAAGUUUGAUGCGGUGGAGCUGAAUACAGAGGAGCCUCCCAUGGUGUUCAAAGCCCAGCUCUUCGCUCUAACGGGGGUUCAGCCAGAGAGACAGAAAGUCAUGGUGAAAGGUGGAACGCUGAAGGAUGACGAGUGGGGCAACAUCAAGUUGAAAAAUGGAAUGACUCUUCUGAUGAUGGGCUCCGCUGACGCUCUGCCUGAAGAGCCUGUAGUGCGGCCCAUGUUUGUGGAGGACAUGACGGAGGAGCAGCUUGCAUCUGCGAUGGAGUUGCCAUGCGGAUUGACAAAUCUGGGCAACACAUGCUACAUGAACGCAACGGUGCAGUGUCUACGCUCUGUGCCUGAGCUCAAAGUCGCUCUCAGGAGGUACUCUGGUGCUUUGCGGUCUUCUGGAGCCAAUGCUCCUUCCCAGUACAUCACAGCAGCUAUGCGUGAUUUGUAUGAGUCCAUGGAUAAGACCUCGUCAAGCAUUCCGCCCAUCAUCCUGCUGCAGUUCCUGCACUUGGCCUUCCCACAGUUCGCCGAAAAAGGAGACCAGGGCCAGUACCUCCAGCAGGAUGCCAGUGAGUGCUGGGUUCAGAUUAUGCGGGUCCUUCAGCAGAAAUUAGAACCACAAGAACCAGAAACCCCACUGGAGAUUGACAGUGAUAGUGGAGCCGCUGCCUCCACAAAAACGAAGAAUUUCAUCGAUCAGUAUUUUGGUGUUGAAUUUGAAACUACUAUGAAGUGCACCGAGUCAGAGGAUGAGGAUCCAACUAAAGGCACAGAGAGCCAGCUGCAGCUUAGCUGCUUCAUCAAUACAGAAGUCAAAUAUCUCGCCACUGGACUCAGAUUGAGGCUACAGGAGGACAUUACAAAGUUCUCCCCAUCCUUGAAAAGAAACGCCCUCUAUAUCAAAUCGUCCAAAAUCAGCCGUCUCCCGGCAUACCUCACGGUUCAGAUGGUCCGGUUCUUUUACAAAGAAAAAGAGUCUGUGAAUGCCAAAGUCCUUAAGGAUGUCAAAUUUCCUCUUAUGCUGGACGUCUAUGAGCUGUGCACUGCUGAACUGCAGGAGAAGAUGGUUUCUGUGAGGUCAAAGUUCAAGGUGGUUGAAGACAAGAAACUGGAGAUGCAGCAGCAGCCGAAAGAGAAUCUGAAGGUUGGGGCUCCAAAGGAAACAAAAUACGAACCUUUCUGUUUUUCUGAAGACUUGGGCUCCAGCAACAGUGGUUACUACGACCUGCAAGCGGUUCUGACGCAUCAGGGGCGAUCCAGUUCAUCUGGCCACUAUGUCGCCUGGGUUAAAAGGAAAGAAGGUCAAGUAUUGUCAAUGUCUCUCAAACGCCAGAGCGACGUUCAUGGUCCCCAUGCAUUAAAGGGAUAGUUCACCUUCAGUUGCUGGUCCCCAU
Sinocyclocheilus grahami is the source of this 1444-nucleotide messenger RNA. RefSeq names its product ubiquitin carboxyl-terminal hydrolase 14-like. The annotation marks the transcript as partial. The transcript has 14 exons. NCBI's taxonomy places the organism in Eukaryota, Metazoa, Chordata, Actinopteri, Cypriniformes, Cyprinidae. Gene Ontology annotation, molecular function: cysteine-type deubiquitinase activity; proteasome binding; protein binding. The record is from RefSeq and is a predicted model, not a curated record. Gene Ontology annotation, biological process: protein deubiquitination; regulation of proteasomal protein catabolic process; proteasome-mediated ubiquitin-dependent protein catabolic process.